UAAGGUAGUACAGUAGCCCCCUGAAUGCUGCGGAAGAGCAUGCGUAGAAAGAUUGCAACCCAACAUGAAUCACAUCGCCGUCCAACAUUUGGAGCGAACAACAACGCAACGUUAUCAUCAGUUUUUGACUCGGCAUUCCACUGGCAUCUGUUGGAAAAUUUGCCCAUCACUUGUCCACAGGUAUGAAGAGGCCUCGGAGUCCAACCCAGUUGCUGCAGAAAAGCAGUGGCGGCGGCCAUGGUGGAGGCGUGUGCUUGCCCUUCAACCUGUGUGGCGAGCUGCUACAGGAGCCCGAAGAAGGACACCCAGAUGGCCCUCAGCAGAAGAAAAGGCUGCUCUACUCCCUCUGCGAGGUGUGCAACCUCCAGCUCAACUCAGCCGCCCAGGCCCAGGUCCACUACAACGGCCGUUCCCACCUGCGCAGGGUCAAGCAGCUCAACAAUGGAGAGCUCCCCCCGAGCACAGGCAGCGGCACCAAUCCAGCACCGGCCGGCACUCUCACCUGCUCCAGCACAGGAAGUGCCUUCCAUAGCAGCUGUCUCCCGGCGUUGGUGCGGACCCCUCCUGUUAUGAUGCAGUCCACUCUGGAUAUGAAGUCCUUCAUGUCCUUCCCGGUGGACACCACAUCAGCAGUGGGACUCUUCCCCAACUUCAACACAAUGGACCCUGUGCAGAAGGCCGUAAUUAAUCACACAUUUGGAGUCUCCAUCGCGCCGAAGAGAAAGCAAGUUAUUUCCUGCAACAUCUGCCAACUGCGCUUUAACUCAGAUAGCCAAGCCGAUGCGCACUACAAAGGCAGCAAACAUGCCAAGAAGCUCAAAGUGCAAGAGACGCCUAAACAUAAGACCCUGAAAAACAACAGCACACCCAGCCAGGACAGAGGAAAGAGAUUCAUGUCCUCCACCACCUCCUCUUCCUCCUCCAGUAUCGCUGUCACUGCCUGCAGCUCUGAACAACCAGUUAAAAUAGGGUUACAUCCAAACAAUCUCUACCCCAUGGCGUCUUCAAAAUCGUUUUUCCCAGCUGCUGGCCUGGCAUUAGCGCCCUCAUCUAUCCUGUGUAAACCUCUGUGUGAGCCCACACCUGCCAGUCCGGCCCCAGAGAUGUCAAAGCCCACCCUCACUAAACCAACCCCAGUGCCUGCUGUGCCUGCUGUGCCUGCUGCCCCCGCCCCGUGCAAGCACUCCGACGAAUCAGAGGAGGAGAAGGCCAAGAAGCUUCUCUACUGUUCGUUAUGUAAAGUGGCCGUCAACUCCCUCUCCCAGCUUGACGCCCACAACACAGGUUCCAAGCACAAAACGAUGCUGGAGGCGAGGGAUGGAGCAGGGCCCAUCAAAGCCUAUCCCAGGCCAGGGGCUAAGCUCAAGGUCCAGGCCACCAUCACAAAAGGCUCUGGCCUGCAGAAUAAGAUGUUUCACUGCGAAAUCUGUGAUGUCCACGUCAACUCAGAAAUCCAGCUCAAACAGCACAUUUCCAGUCGGAGGCACAAAGACCGAGUGGCCGGGAAACCCUUGAAGCCCAAAUACAGUCCUUACAGCAAGCAGCAACACAGCACCGCCACACUAGAAGCUAAACUGGCAUUCCAGAAGGACCUUCUGAAGCCCCUGUCUCAGGCUUUCCUCUCCAGACCGUUCAUCCCCACCACAAUACCCUCCAUCUCCCUCCACCCGCGGCCCAACACCUCCAUCUUCCAGAAAGCCGCCCUCCCGACCUCUUUCCUGCGAGCGGCUCCUGGCCCUAUCCGGCCAACAGGAGGGUCCAUCCUCUUCGCCCCAUACUGACCCCUCAUCCUGAGCACCAAGGGAGGUCCAGCUUCGUGUGUACAGUGUCCAUAUUAUGACAGCCUCAGAGUCACAAGUAGUUGGUGUCAAACUGUUCCUCAGAGAGCUCUGAGAUGUGUAUGAGAGGUGUUACCAUGGCAAUGUUCACACUGGUGCAGUCAGAAUUACGGCGCUUGACCCGACAACAUGUUUCUCCUAAACAUGCUGAACCUUAACUGAGGGGAGCAUUGAACUGUCUACACCCUGAUUGACUUGAAUUACCGCGGUUUCUCGACACAAUGUAAGGACAACACCAGUCAUGUGUACGUGACCUAUUAGGACAGCCUCAGUGUCAGGACUUCUUUCAAUCUCACCUUACACAUGAUCGGUGUGAAUUUGUGGUAGUGCUGGACAGCAGAGGAAGUGCUGUGUUGUUUUAGACCGAUGAUGGGGGCUAGCUUGUCUCCAGUGUUUGUAUGGUGGAGAAAGCUAUGGGAUACAGUGCCAUGAUUGACCUCAAAUCAGGCUUUUUUCUAACUCUUGUGGGCUGAACAACUGACACCAGCUGCGAUUAACUCUUUCAAAAUCACAAUAAACAUCCCUGCAAAAUCUGGGAUGUUUUCCUUCGGUCCUUCAAUUUCAGUGUUAUUAUAAGAUAAACAACUGUUUGUUUUUCCAAAGACAAAAUGGAGAAUUGCACAUUAACGCUGACCUGCCUGUUGUCUGGCAGGGACGUCAUGGGCAUUUGAUUUCUAUGUGAUGUCAACGUUUUUGUCAGGGCACUGUAUUGUGACCCCUUAAUGCAAUAAUGUACAGAGUUUAAGAUACGUGUACAGUAUAUACAAAACUGUGUUAGGUAGUAUUGUAACAGAGUACUAGAAAUAGAGUUUAUGCACACGUGGUUUGGAGAGUUUGGAAAAUACUGCUUUAAACUUUUUUUUUAAUCAAGAAACGAGAUAUGAAUGUUAUAGUUGUGCUCCUUUAAGUACGGAAUUGUGAGCUUAGGAUCAAAAUUGAAAAACUGCCAUCUCUGGAUGAUACAGUGAUGUCCUUUGCUAUGCAAGAAGUUGAUAACUAUUGUCACUACAUUUUAAGCAAUAUUGUGUACGGUUUUAACCGCGGCAACAACAGCAAGAUUUAACCUCUAUGGUGUUAAUAUUGCGACACCCUCAUUCUCAGCAGGACUUGUUUCAAUCUUAGCAGGACUUAGGCUGUCCUAAUAUAGACACCGUCAGAAUUGAUUACAAUAGAAGGUGGCUAGAUGUUUCUCCACAGGAAUUCUUUGAAGGUAUGCCUUCAGAAAGUAUUCACACCCAUUGACUAUUUCCACAUUUUGUUGUGUUAGAAAAGGGGCUUAAAUUAAUUGUCAUUUUUGAUAAUGAUCUACACAAAAUGUAAUGUGAAAGUGGAUAUCUUUUUUGAACAUUUGUAAAAACUAUUCAUGAAAAAUAAAACACUAAUAUAUCUUGAUUAGAUACAGUUGAAGUUGGCAGUGUACAUACAUCUUAGCCAAAUACAUUUCAACUCCGUUUUUCACAAUUCUUGACA
This is a messenger RNA of Oncorhynchus mykiss (rainbow trout), 3308 nucleotides long. RefSeq names its product zinc finger protein 385B. Gene Ontology annotation, cellular component: nucleus. Lineage: Eukaryota; Metazoa; Chordata; Actinopteri; Salmoniformes; Salmonidae. The record is from RefSeq and is a predicted model, not a curated record. Gene Ontology annotation, molecular function: nucleic acid binding; zinc ion binding.